AGAAUAUCGCAGCACAAACAGUAGUAUAUAAUUGCCCUCUUUUUUCCGAUUCCAGAAACGAAGACGCUACGCUAACGUGCGCCUAUCACUCUCCCUCGACAAAUCCAUUAACGUUUUUCUCUGCUUCACCUCCUUUACUCAGGUCUGAUUUCCUUUUCAUUCGUCACUAUAAUCUCGUCGCCAUAGCUACUCUGCUCUAAACCUUGACUUAUUUCUCAUAUUUUCGAAUUUUUCGUUUUCAUGUUAAAAUUCAAUUUUUAGAAGAGGCGGAAGAGAAAGCCAUUGACAAUACCUGUAUUGGAGCUCAUUAAUUGAGAGGCAGGUCUAGUAAGUUUCUUCUGGUUACGUGUUAUUGACAAUUUUGUAUAGAUAUUACUGCUAUAGCUUCAAUUGCGAUGUGGAUAUGAAUUGUUAAUUCGAAGAUGAUGCGUUAAGUUUUUUUGUGAAAUAUGAGCUUUAAUAUCCUGAUAAUUGAGAAAUGGAAGGUGAUGAUUUGUCAAGUUCGAAGACUUUUCAUGUUAAACUAGGGUUACAGAAAGAUUUGUUGAAACCUAGGGUUGCUAAGAAAAUGGAGGGGGAGGAUAAUAAUCAUAGUAAUAAGAAGUCUGGAGCUAAGGAUAGAUCGAAACAGAUUCAGAUUGGUCUUGAUUCUGAUGAUGAUGAGCCUAUUAGGUCUUUAUUCAAGUUGAAGAGACCUAGAAAUCAUGUUAAGGUUAAGCCGGUUGUCGACAAGGUUGAAAUUAGGGAUGAGAAAUUGGUGGCUGGUGAUGGAGAUUUUGGGGGUUUGGAUGAUACAUUAGCAAGUAUUCGAAAGCGGUUGAAAGGUUGUAAGAAAGAUUUUGGAUCUGUUAGUGCUAGGCCUUUGGAGUAUAAUGAAGAUAAAGGCUGCAGCGAAGCCCUUAAAGAAAAAGUGAAAAAAAUGAAAAGCAAUGUUAAGAGAGACAAGACUAGGGUUGAUUCUAUGGUUAAUGGUUUUUCACAAAAAUUGGAGUCUGUGGUGGAAGAUCAUAAAGAGGAAGGCUCAUCACGUGGUGAGGGUUCAGGUAACUCGUCGGAUGAGAAGAUAGAAGACUCGUUAUCUUGUAUUUUCCAAAAGGUGCAACCUGGUCCUGCAAAGAAGUCUUGUAUGAAUUCAUGUCCGAAGCAGAACAAUAAGGUUCAGACUUUGGAGCAUGGUUCAAUCCCUACUUCUGAAUGUGUUUCAGACAUUACAAAGUCUUGGGAAGCAAAGACUCACAGAACUGCUUCCGCCUCAAAUGUGGCGUGCCAAUAUCUGAAAGUUGAAGAUGGUUGCAGUCUAGUUACUGAUUCACGUCCUUCAAAUUCUGUAUCCAAAGAUAGUAAGACACUGAAACACCAAAGGCUUGAUAAUGGCUUUUGCCAAGCUUCAAGUUGCAAGGAAGUGUAUGCUGAUAAAAAUAUGAAGUCCAGUCCUGACAGACUUGGUAGAUCUUCAGAAUAUAACUAUCAAUCUUCAGUCGCUCAUUGUAAUGGGAUUCAAGGUAAUAAAAUGCUGGAACUUGGUGCUGCAAAUGUUCAAGAGCGGCCUAUGAUGGAUCCCUGUAGCUCACAGAGAGCAUGUGAUGAGAAUUGGUUUGUUUCUGGUCAAGAGGAUAACUCGGAAAGUCAGUUCGUGAAGAGUGGUUCACAGCUUUAUUCUAUGGGAAAUGUAAGCGCUUUGGUUUACAAUGGUGUGAAACUGCCUGCUUCUACCUCUGUGAAGUCUGAAGAUGUCGCGGGGUUCAGCGAGCAUACUUUCAACAAAGAAACAAAGGAUGCAUGCGACCAGCUGUCCAAGGGAGUUUCAACUGUAUGCAUUUCAAAUGCCCAAAAUCAGAUUUCAGUUUCUUCAAGCAGAAAAGAACUAUUAUCACCUUUGGAUGAUGAGUUGUCGGACAAGCCAUGCAAAAUUUCAUCUAACAACAUCAGUAAUCAAGCUUAUGACAGAGUGUUAGAUGAUUCUCUGAAAGCUAACUCAGCUGCACUCCAUAUGAAGAAGGAUGAAGACGCUGAAAAUGACAAUCGGCUUGACAUUGUUUCACCAAAGAUUGAAGAUAGUUGUGGUGCUUGUAAUGGUCCAAAUGCUUAUGAUGAGAAGCUAUGUCCUUCUUCAGUUUCUCCCAAAAAGGUGAACUACGAAGGCAACUCCUUAGAGACUUAUGUUCAUCCAAACGUCCCUUCCAUCUCCAUCCACAAGUGCAUCCCUGUGCUUCAUCAACAUAUGCCUUCUGAUGACGCAAUGAAAGGAACUUACGUUGCAAGUCAAGAUUCCUUUAAUGAUGAGACUCCUCCAUCAGUAACUCCGGAUGAAAAUGAAAGUUUCCAUGAAGAUGCUGUAUCUAUUCCCGACUCAGAGAUUAAAGAUGGCAAAUCAUCAUCUGUUCAGCGUGGUAUAAGAAAGGCCAAAAAGCGUAGACUUGGGGACAUGGCUUAUGAAGGGGAUCCUGAUUGGGAGAUAUUGGUAAAUGAUCAACAUAAUCUGGAAACCGACCAGUUUGACAGUGACAGAGAUUUUAGAACAAGAGAGAAAUCUGAUUCAUCUUCAGUUAGUGCUACAGAAGGUGAAAAUGGCGGGGCAGCAGCUGUGUCAGUUGGACUGAAAGUCCGUGCUGCUGGUCCUGUGGAGAAGAUAAAAUUUAAGGAGUUCUUAAAACGAAAAGGUGGGCUUCAAGAAUAUUUGGAGUGCAGGAAUCAGAUUUUGAGUCUUUGGAGUAAAGAUAUUAGCCGUAUACUGCCUCUUACUGACUGUGGUGUCACAGAUUCUCCUUCCGAGAAUGAAUCUUCACGCACUUCCCUAAUUAGGGAAAUCUAUGCAUUCCUUGAUCAGAGUGGCUAUAUAAAUAUGGGGGUUGCUUCCAGGAAAGAGAAAGCAGAACCCAACAUGAAGCACAAUUAUAAACUUCACAAAGAAAAAGCUUUCGAGGUGAAUCCUGGCGCAUCAGUUGCUGAUUUGGAGGAUGGAGUCUCCUUUAUCCUUGGUCAAGUUAAAAGCUCGGAAAUUCCUUUGGAGGCAAAUAAUGGAGUUACAAUUGAUGAAAAUCAGACAUCAAACGCUACGAUUAAGCAGGAGCUUUGUACGCCAGUGAAACUGGAUGUAUCCAAUGUAUCAGAAUACAGAGAAUUUGUAGCUGUUGAUAUUCAGCAAACUAGUACGGUGGAUGAAAAAUUACGCAAUGGACUGGCCGAUUUGGAUGAUGCGUGUGCUGAUUCAUCGUGUGCAACGCUGGAGAAUACGACAGGUGCAAUAACUCCAGAACUGAGGAAUGACGUGCAAAGUGUUCAAUCAUCUUCUUGUGAUUAUACUAGGGGAGAUUGUAAUUUUGUGUGUGAUUCAGAAGGCAGGAAGAAAAUUAUUGUGGUAGGAGCUGGUCCUGCUGGCUUAACUGCUGCACGCCACUUGCAACGGCAGGGUUUUUCUGUCACUGUCCUUGAGGCUAGGAGUAGGAUAGGGGGUCGUGUUUAUACAGAUCGCUCAUCUCUUUCAGUUCCUGUAGAUCUUGGGGCUAGCAUUAUUACUGGUGUUGAGGCUGACGUGGCAACUGAAAGAAGGCCAGACCCUUCCUCACUGAUCUGUGCUCAGCUAGGCCUUGAGUUGACAGUUCUAAAUAGUGAUUGCCCUCUUUAUGACAUUAUGACGAGAGAAAAGGUUCCCAUAGAUCUGGAUGAAGCUUUGGAAGCAGAGUACAACAGCCUACUGGAUGACAUGGUGUUGCUUAUUGCACAGAAAGGGGAACAUGCAAUGAAAAUGUCUCUGGAAGAUGGUUUAGAAUACGCCCUUAAAAAGCGUCGAGCGGCACGAUCUGGGACAGAUAUUGAUGACUCUGAAGUCAAUGCAUUCGGAGAUUUAAAUGGUUCAAAAAGUUGCAGUGAUUAUGGUGGAGUUCACGAGACAAGUUCUAGAGAGGAGGUUUUGACUCCUCUUGAGAGGAGAAUCAUGGAUUGGCAUUUUGCUCAUUUGGAGUAUGGUUGUGCUGCUCUGCUGAAGGAUGUAUCACUUCCCUACUGGAAUCAAGAUGAUGUUUAUGGAGGAUUUGGAGGAGCUCAUUGUAUGAUUAAAGGGGGUUACAGUAAUGUUGUUGAGUCUCUAAGUGAAGGGCUCCCCAUUCACCUGAGUCAUGUAGUCACAGAUAUUUCAUAUAAUAUGAAGGAAACUGGAUUAAAUGAAAGUCAAAACGACAAAGUUAAAGUGACCACAUCUAAUGGUAGUGAGUUUCUGGGCGAUGCUGUGUUGGUCACAGUGCCACUUGGGUGCUUGAAAGCGGAAGCCAUAAAGUUUAAUCCUCCAUUACCCUCGUGGAAGUGUUCUUCCAUACAGCGAUUGGGUUUUGGAGUUCUUAACAAAGUAGUUUUGGAAUUCCCAGAAGUAUUUUGGGAUGAUUCUGUGGAUUACUUUGGAGCUACUGCUGAGGAAAUGGAUAAAAGAGGCCAUUCCUUUAUGUUUUGGAAUGUUAAGAAAACAGUUGGAGCUCCUGUUCUUAUAGCCUUAGUGGUUGGUAAGGCAGCGGUCGAUGGCCAAAAGAUGAGCUCAUCGGAUCAUGUAAGCCAUGCAUUGAUGGUUCUUCGUAAGCUUUUUGGGGAGGCUGCAGUACCUGAUCCAGUAGCAUCAGUGGUGACUGAUUGGGGUAGGGAUCCCUUUAGCUACGGUGCUUACUCCUAUGUUGCUAUUGGAUCAUCUGGAGAAGACUACGAUAUUUUGGGAAGGCCUGUUGGUAACUGUGUAUUUUUUGCUGGUGAGGCUACCUGCAAGGAGCACCCUGACACUGUUGGUGGUGCUUUGAUGAGUGGGCUCCGCGAGGCAGUACGUAUAAUUGGCAUACUGAAUAAUGGCAAUGAUUACACAGCAGAAGUAGAGGCAAUGGAAGCUGCAGAGAGGCAAACAGUGUGUGAAAGGGAUGAAGUUAGGGACAUUACAAAGAGACUUGAGGCGGUGGAGAUUUCCAAUUUCCUGUACAAGAAUUCCUUGGAUGGUUCCCAGAUUGUGUCCAGGGAAAAUUUACUACGCGAGAUGUUCUUUACUGCUAAAACUACUGCUGGACGAUUGCAUCUGGCCAAGAAGUUGUUGAAUCUUCCUGUUGGAACUUUGAAGCUUUUUGCUGGGACCAGAAAAGGACUUUCCACAUUAAAUUCAUGGAUGCUGGAUUCAAUGGGGAAGGAUGGGACUCAACUCUUGCGUCAUUGUGUUCGGCUCCUUGUACUUGUUUCAACUGGUUUACUAGCAGUGCGUUUGUCAGGCAUAGGGAAAACUGUGAAAGAAAAAGUUUGUGUGCAUACCAGCCGUGAUAUACGUGCCAUAGCAAGUCAGUUGGUUACUGUGUGGCUUGAAGUCUUCCGAAGAGAAAAAGCUUCAAAUGGUGGACUAAAGCUAUUGAGGCAUGCGACUGCAAUGGAUUCCUCAAAGAGAAGAUCUGUCAACAACCCAGCCUCAGGAAAGCCUCCUUUGCGCUCUCAAUAUGGUGGAAUGGAUACUAAAGGGAGCUUAGAGGUUCCUCCAUCUUUUGGAAGCCAUUUACCUUCUAAUGCGAACAUGAAGAGAGCGGAUGGAAAGCUGAUGAAGGUGGAAACCUCAAAGGACUGGCAAUGGCAAGCUUCAUCUCGUACUCCUGAGGUAGAGGAGAAGAACAAAUAUGCCAUGUCUGAAGAAGAAUUGGCUGCCGUAGCUGCAGCCGAGGCAGCCCAAGCGGCCGCUCGUGCAGCUGCAGAGGCAUAUGCAUCUUCAGAAGCCAAAUGUAGUAACGUGCUGCAGCUGCCAAAGAUACCUUCAUUUCACAAAUUUGCUAGACGAGAACAAUAUACACAAAUGGACGAUUAUGAUAGUAGAAGAAAGUGGUCUGGUGGUAUCCUGGGAAAACAGGAUUGUUUAUCAGAAAUAGAUUCAAGGAACUGCAGAGUCAGGGAUUGGUCUGUUGAUUUUGCUGCUGCGUGUGUCAACCUCAAUAGCUCUAGAAUAUCGGUUGAUAACUUAUCUCAAAAGAGCCAUUCAAAUGAGAUUGCAUGCCAUAUGAAUUUCAAGGAGCAAUCUGGAGAAAGUGCUGCUAUGGACAGCAAUAUUUUUACUAGAGCAUGGGUCGAUUCUGCUGGUAGUGACGGGAUAAAGGAUUUUAAUGCCAUUGACAGAUGGCAAUCUCAAGCAGCUGCAGCUGAUCUAGACUUUUUCCACCCAACAGUACAUAUAUUAAAGGAUGAAGAGGAUUCUAACACAAGUUCAAAACCACAAACUCGGAAGCAUAAUAGCCGAUUAAAUGAGAGUUCAAUCUCACAAGUUACUUUAAACAAGGAGUCAAAGACAAGUCAUCAUCGAGGGGCAGAUCGUAUUAAACAGGCUGUUGUGGAUUUCGUUGCAUCACUCCUGAUGCCCGUUUAUAAGGCAAGGAAAAUUGAUAGGGAAGGAUACAAAUCAAUAAUGAAGAAAACUGCUACCAAGGUCAUGGAGCAAGCUACUGAUGCAGAAAAAACAAUGGCUGUUUCAGAAUUUCUUGAUUCCAAGCGCAAGAACAAGAUUCGUGCCUUUGCGGACAAAUUGAUUGAGAGGCACAUGGCAAUGAAACCAACUGUGGAAUCUUGACACUCCUCACGAUUCACUGGCUUUCUUUUUUGAAUGCGCUUCUGUGACAAUUAGAGAAGUGCAUUAUGUGCCUAUUGCAUGAAUCCACAGCAUAGAUGGUGGCUUGGAUUUCCUGAAAUGGGGUUGUGGUGUAGAUAGUUCAAAUUCAAACUAUCAAUAUCCUGUUAAGGAUCCAGAAAUUGCCAUGGAAGAAACAAGGUGGUUCCUGUAGCCUGUUGGAUGCAAGGGCUUCGGUGAAGAUUGCUUGCUGUUUGGUCCUUCUGAAGAUAUUGCCCGACAUUGAUCAUGCAUAAGUGUCAGAUCUGCUCUUGGUGUGCUAUGAGGCUGAAGGGGCUUAAGAAAAGUGUUGUAUUGCGAGUUAUCCAGAGCAUGAACAUCAGGACAUUUUAAAUCAGAUUAGUAAUCAGUUCAUCAUCCAUCAGCAUUGUCCUUUGGGUGGAGAGCUGAUGCCCAAUUUUUCUUAUUCAGGGACAUCAUAGACUAGACAGUAGUUGUUGCUGACUCUCUUUUUAUAUACAUGUGUACAGCUUAGGAUGAUUUCAUGGCGGGAAGAUACAGAACAUUCUCUUUCUCCAAAAAGUACCUAAAAAGUACUUCCUAAUUUUUAAAGUGAACAAAUUACUAACAUUUUUUCUCAGUUAUGAGAAGUUUAAUUUAAGCAAGCUGUUUCUGAACA
Mercurialis annua (annual mercury) is the source of this 7238-nucleotide messenger RNA. RefSeq names its product lysine-specific histone demethylase 1 homolog 3. The record is from RefSeq and is a predicted model, not a curated record. Gene Ontology annotation, molecular function: protein binding; oxidoreductase activity. Bases 479 to 6562 code for a protein of 2027 amino acids. NCBI's taxonomy places the organism in Eukaryota, Viridiplantae, Streptophyta, Magnoliopsida, Malpighiales, Euphorbiaceae. The transcript is spliced from 9 exons.